AUGAGCAAAAUCAGUAAUGGAUUUCGGUUCAGGCCAACAGACGACGAAUGCAUAGCGUAUCUCCUGGGUUUCGUCACUGGGAAUUCCCCUCCCUCCCACGGCUUCAUCUCCAUAGCCGACCUCUACGGCCAAACGGAGCCUUGGGACUUGUUCGAAAAUUCCGAGGUUAAAAGCGGCGGCUGCCGUUACUUCUUCACCAAACUCAAGAAAGUCGGCGCCAAGAAGGGAAGAAGCUACCAGCGCUACUCGAGAAACGUCGGGGCCGGCGGGAAUUGGUCCAACAAAGGCCAGAAAUCCGACAUCAUCGGCCCCAAAGGCAACAUCAUCGGACACUCCAGAACCUUCCGCUACCAGCCGAGAAACUCUGACCACGUGGGCCCCACGCGCGGCGAGUGGGCCCUCAAGGAGUACUCUCUUCCCGAAGGCACAGUACUGGGACUUGACGAGGAUCUGCGGGACUACGUUCUCUGCCUACUCAAGAAGAAAAAGGAGAAGAAAAUAACAAGUACUGGCGUAGUCCAAGCCGUCGAAGCAGAUUUUGACUAUCUGGUUGCCACGCUGGCAGCCACGUCUUCAGAUGACGUGGCGCCCGUCGAAACUAACGAGGUCAUGUGGCCGACUUUGCACGCGUGGACUGGGGUUAAUGAUGUUGUGCCGAGUUUGACUUUGCCGGUGACAGGUGGCGAGGUCGUGUGGCCGUCGGUUAUGGAGAGUUUGCCGACGACUCAUCAGAACAUGUGGACUGGGGUUAAUGAUGUCUUGCCACCUGAGAGCUGUUGGUCAAAAGAUUUAAGGUUGCUGGCGGAAUGUGUUGGUUUGGGAGAAGUUAAUAUUAAUGAAGAUUGUUCUCAGAACGAGCUGGCGACAUGCGGUGAGGCUAUGUGGCGGUCGAUUAACGAGAGGUCGCCUCUGCACAUGUGGAGCGGGGUUGGUGAUGAUGAUCCGGUUUUGGAAGACGAUUCUUUCGACUUGGAUGACGUGGAUAAUUGGUUGCGGGAGAAUGGGGUUCCACAGCCAGCCGCCAUCGUACUCCAAUUUCACAUUCAGACUGGCGCAGAUAGCCCUAAAUUUGAGCCUCAGGGAGUCCAUCAUAUCCGAGACUGUCUCAUUUUCCGGCUCCAAAAUGGGGUACUUCUCGAGCAGCUCAUCCAUCUGCUUGAUCAUCCGCUGGAUUCGGGCCGAGACGAAUUCUGGGUCGAACCGAACCGCAGAGCUCCAGAUAACCACGCAGCCUCUGUAGAAGCCCAAUUCUUCGCGGACCUCGAACCCGGUCUUGAGGCCCACUUGCUGGCCCUCUUCCUUGCCGGCGAUUAG
This is a messenger RNA of Striga asiatica, 1314 nucleotides long. The record is from the annotation of a GenBank genome assembly. Lineage: Eukaryota; Viridiplantae; Streptophyta; Magnoliopsida; Lamiales; Orobanchaceae.